ACGGGACGGCCAAGCCUCGCGAGAGCGGGCGGGCAAUGGCGGGCGCGCGGUGACGGAGCCGCCGCAGCCGCCGCCAUGUCGCUGGUGGCCUACGGGAGCAGUGAUGAAAGCGAGGGCGAGGGGGAGCCCCGGGCCGGGCCUGGCACUGCUGCCCGUGGGCCUCAGGGCCGGGCCGCCGCCCCCGGAACCCAACUCUUGCUCUCCGUCACUAGAAAGCGGAGCGAACCAGUGCGGAUCAGCGCCCCGGCUUUGCGGGCGGGGUCGGACUCAGAUGAUGAUGAGCCAUUUCAGAAGAAGACAAGUCAGGGCUCAGGAACGGGAACGGGGCUCUCUUCUCUGCUGCCACAGCCACGCAACCUGAACGUGAAGGAGACGAACCGCACCCUGCUGCCCCACUCCCUCAGCAAGGUGACGGGCCGCGCAGCUACCGUCACCACCACACCCUCGCCUUCUGCCAUCAAGGCCGCCUCCAAGAGUGCUGCUCAGCAGCUGGCCAGGCACAUCAUGAACGAGAAGGCAAGCGACGGCGAGGAGGAGGACGACGAGGAGGAGGAUGAGGACGACGAGGGAGAGAGUGCUGGCUUCUUCUCACUGCCUGAAAGGGAGCCGCCACCUGGAAGCAGGACUGAACCAUACCCGGACAUGGGGGCAGAGGAGAGCCCGCUGGCAGCUGGUGCCCCAGGUGAUUCUGCUGAUGCCCCCAACCCUGCUGAUGCCCCCUUGGAGUUCAACCGGAGCACUGCCUCCCUGGGUGACAACGCCUUCCCGGCUGCCAGCAGUUCACCGUUAGAGCCUGGGCCAGAGUUCGGUGGACAGUACUUGGACUAUAAUGCACAGGGGACCCAGCAGAGUGAAUAUUACCAGAGCUUCUACAGUAACUACUACCAAGUACCAGACCCUGCCUUGCAGCCAGCUCCAGACGAGGAACUGAACACCUUCAUCAACGACGAAGCGUUCAAAAGGCUUCAAGGAAAGAGGAAUCGGGGGAAGGAGGAAGUCAGUUUCUUGGAGAUCAAAGGUGAUGAUCAGCUGAGCGGCUCACAGCAAUGGCUCAUGAAGUCCCUGACGGAGGAGAAGGACUUGAAAUCGUUCAGUAAGAAACGAGGGGAACAACCAACGAGCCAACAGAGACGCAAGCAUCAGAUCACCUACCUGAUCCACCAGGCCAAGGAGCGAGAGUUGGAGCUGAAGAAUACCUGGUCCGACAAUCGUCUCACCAAGCGGCAGACCCAGGCAAAGUAUGGCUUCUGAGCCCCUCCUCCCCCCUCUCAGGAGAGGGGCAAACCUUUAGCGGGGGUACGGGGUAGUGUGCUGCUGACUGGAGGAGCUCUGCACAGUGGGGGAGGGGCGUUGCUCCACAGCGGUCCGCUGUAGGUCAGGGGACACCCAUCGAUCAGACCCCCUCCCGUGUCGUCUCCCCCCACCCCCGUCCCCUCCCAGCUUGAGCAGCCUUCCCGGAGACAAGCAGUUGUAAAGUUUUACUUGACGUGUGUGUGUGUGUUUUUUUUUUAAAAAGAGAGCUGAGCAGUGAGAAAGAAGUGUUUCCUUCAUCAGCAUGAGCAGGUGACGGGGUGGGGGCAGUGAUGUUAGAGGGGCAGGCUGCCUCAGUAAUGGUGCUCAGCAUGACCUGAGAGUUGUACAGUCGUAAUAUUUGUAUAAAGAUCGUUUAGUGGGAUGAACCAACUGUAGUUGGCUGUCAUUUUUAGGACCAUAAGACAUAGGAGCAGAAUUAGGCCACUUGGCCCAUGGAGUCUGCUCUGCCAGUCCACCAUGGCUGGCUGAUAUAUUAUCCCUCUCAACCCCAUUCUCUGCCUUCUCCCCGUAACUUCUAAUGCCCUGACGAACCAAGAACCUAACAACCUCUGCUUUAAAUAUACUCAAUGACUUGGCCUCCACCGCUGUCUGUGGCAGCAGAUUCCACAAAUCUACCACCCUCUGGCUAAAGAAAUUCCUUCUCAUUUCUGUUCUAAAGGGAUAUCCUUAUAUUCUGAGGCUGUCCCUUCUGGUCUUUGACUCCUCCACUGUAGGAAACAUCCACAUCCGCUCUGCCUAGGCCUUUCAAAUAGUCAAUAGGUUUCGGUGAGAUUCCCGCACCCUCCAUUCUUCAAACUCCAGUGAGUACAAGCCUAGAGCCAUUAAAUGCUCCUCAUACAUUAACCCUUUACGGAAUCAUUCUGUAAACCACCUCUGGAUCCUCUCCAAUGCCGGUACAAAACUGCAGAAGAUUAUUCACUCACAGUGAUUAAGGAUUUAUAAAACUUGACAAUUUCAAAUUAAAAUUCCAUUACUGUUAUCUACAAAACACUCAAUUCCCUGGGGGGGGGGGGGCCACCAUUCUUGGGAAGUUACCCAAAGUGCCCAUAGUGACUAUACUCGCUGUCCAAGGAUACCCGUGCAGACAUGGCCCCGGGAAAGGGGCGGGCAGUCAGCUCAGAAGUAGCCCUUGACUGCCUGGACUUGCGCCUGGCCGUCUUGGCUGGGCCCAGGAGCAAGCCCACCUAGAGAUCCCCCCAAGCAACCAACACAUCCCCCUCCGUACUGAGUGGCCAUCAAGCAGGAGCACAGUGCAGCCAGAACUUGGGGAGCAGCCCCUUCAUAUAUUCAAACGGGCUGCGAUCUCAUUCCACACUGCUGGCAGGCAGCCUCUCGCUGGAUUUAAAGAGAUUAGAUUUGUUUGUUGAAACAUCGAAACACAGUGAAGUGUGUCCUUUGCAUCAACAACUAACACAGUCCAGAAUGUGUUGAGGGGGCAGCCAACAAGUGUCGCCACACUUCCAGCAUCAACGUAGCAUGGCUACAACUUAAUAACUAUAACCCUACUGUACAUCCUUGGAAUGUGGUAGGAACCCAGAGCACACGGAGGAAACGUCAGGGUGCGAAUGUACAAACUCUACAGACAGUGGCCGGAGUCGAACGCCUGCCUGUGAUCACCGGCACUGUAAGGCAUCAAGCUAACUGCUGUGCUACAGAACAACUCCCACCGAGCUGAGGGUGCGGUGGGGAAGAGUAUGGCGAAGAUAAAAAGGGGUUUCAAAGACAGCUGCCUCAGGAGAAACCAGGUCAUUGCCCCAUGUUGAAUCUGUAAUGAACACUCUGUAAAUAAAGAAAUAUUAGUGUUA
Messenger RNA from Mobula hypostoma (lesser devil ray), 3119 nucleotides. It is a transcript of the gene prcc, whose product is annotated as proline rich mitotic checkpoint control factor. NCBI's taxonomy places the organism in Eukaryota, Metazoa, Chordata, Chondrichthyes, Myliobatiformes, Myliobatidae. The transcript has 7 exons. Bases 76 to 1251 code for a protein of 391 amino acids. The record is from RefSeq and is a predicted model, not a curated record. Gene Ontology annotation, cellular component: nucleus.